This is a messenger RNA of Aspergillus wentii DTO 134E9, 1064 nucleotides long. RefSeq lists its product as uncharacterized. Gene Ontology annotation, cellular component: cytosol. The transcript has a single exon. Gene Ontology annotation, biological process: biosynthetic process; conversion of methionyl-tRNA to N-formyl-methionyl-tRNA. NCBI's taxonomy places the organism in Eukaryota, Fungi, Ascomycota, Eurotiomycetes, Eurotiales, Aspergillaceae. Gene Ontology annotation, molecular function: methionyl-tRNA formyltransferase activity. The record is from RefSeq and is a predicted model, not a curated record. Bases 38 to 949 code for a protein of 303 amino acids.
CCUCAUCCUCUCCCAUCCUCUCAUCCCACUCUCAACCAUGUCAUCUGCAGUUGUAUUUGCCUACCACAAUGUAGGCGUCCGCUGCCUCUCCGUCCUCCUAGCCCAAAACAUCAAUGUCAAACUCGUCGUCACCCACGAAGAUGACCAGUCCGAAAACAUCUGGUUCGACAGCGUCGCCAGCCUCGCCCACCAGCACAACAUCCCAGUCAUCUGCCCGAAAACUCCGAACACAGAAGAACUCGUUUCGCGCCUGAACUCCCUAAAACCAGACUUUAUCUUCUCCUUCUACUACCGCAACAUCCUCAGCGUGGAUGUCCUCAACACAGCUCCCCGCGGCUGCUACAACAUGCACGGCUCUCUACUCCCGAAAUACCGCGGCCGGGUCCCUGUCAACUGGGCUGUGUUGCGCGGCGAGACACAAGCCGGCGCGACGCUGCAUGAAAUGGUGAAGAAGCCCGAUGCAGGCGCGAUAGUCGGCCAGAUGGCAGUGCCGAUUCUCCCCAACGACACAGCCGAGGAGGUCUUUGGAAAGGUGCUUGUUGCGGCGGAGAUUGUCCUGAAUGACACAUUACCGGCGAUUGUCGAUGGAAGUGUGCAACGGCAAGAGAUGGAUCUAUCCCAGGGGUCUUAUUUUGGUGGACGCAGGCCGGAGGAUGGAGUGAUUGAUUGGAAGGCUAUGGGUGCGAGGGAAGUGCAUAACCUCGUGCGAGCAGUUACGCGUCCGUAUCCGGGUGCUUUUACGGAUACCUCCAAGGGGAGGUUGGUUAUUUGGAAGACGUUGGUUGUUGAGAGUCAAAGCCAAGGAUCAGCGGAGCCUUGUCUGUGGUUCAAAGAUGGUCGGUUGUUUGCGACUGCUUGUGAUGGAGGUAUUUUGCGUAUUCUCUCUGCUGAGAUGGAUGGGAAGGCAUUGGAGCCGGUGGAUUUUCCGGCUUCAUUUGCACUGUCCUAGGUGACAGAAGUUAUUCAACCUACAUGUAUCCAAAUCAUAAUAUUCCAUCCUGAUUAGCCUAGAAUUAGAGGAAAUGAGAAGCAAAUUCUAUAUGCUAAUUUCCAAACAAUGCCAU